UAAUAACAUUGCAUCAUGGCGGCGAAACUAUGGAAUCAAAGUCUGCGAUGUUUUCGCGGCGUUCAGUUCACGAGAUUAAGCUGUAUUGGCAAUCAAAGUAUAUGCAGGCGUUCUUACCAUAUUGAUGAUACUUUGACCGGGAUUUCAGACGAACAACGCCAGGUUUGAGCCAGAUUCUCCUCAUACAAAUACUACAUCCAAUCUAGCCAAAAUAUAAACACGUCUUUAUAAUUACACCUUUGUUUACGAAAUAUUUCAUUAUAAAUUCAGCUUGAAUGUAUAAUUUUGUAUGGUAAAUAAGUAUUGCGUUAAAAAGUUUAUCGAUUUUGUUGUAUGGUAUUAUUUUCAUGAUGUUUAGAUAUUAAUACCGGUAUAUUGAAAAAUUUCUUAGACCGGGCUAGGAAUCGAACCCACUCUGGUGAUUGAUACUCUAGUAUUCGCUGGAUUCCCAAAAAUUUGUGGGUUCAAUUCCUGCUUCGGUUAACAACUAACAAGCCCAUAACAAAUUUUUCUUCCAGUUGAGAGACAGUGUUCACAACUUUUUUGGAAAGGAACUUGCUCCUUUUGCUGAUCAAAUUGACAAAGAAAAUGGGUUUCCACAAAUGAGGGUAAAAAGUCUCUACAUAUCCAUACAAAUGACUGCCGGCUGUCUCCCUCAAGUGAUAAACCACCCCUGAAGAGGAUGUUCAUCAGUCCAAUGUGAGAAAAAUGCUUCCAGAUUGACUCCACCAAACAUCAAAAAGAGAUUAUCCUUCCUGGACCUCUAGGGAGAACAGUUUAGAACUGAUAGAGCUAUUCCACUAAGUAUAAAUAAAGUUAGUUUAGUUUAGAUUUCCUCCUGUAGUAACACUGGAUCAAUAAGAGAUGAUUCUUACUGGACCUCUGGGAAGAACAGUUUAGAACUGAUAGAGCUAUGCAGUAUAUAUAAAGUUAGUUUAGUUUAGGUUUCCUCCUGUAGUAACACUGGAUCAAUAAGAGAUGAUCCUUACUGGACCUCUAGAGAACAGUUUAGAACUGAUAGAACUAUCCAGUAUAAAUAAAGUGUAGUUUAGGUUUCCUCCUGUAGUAGCACUGGAUCAAUAAGAGAUGAUGCUUUAGUUACUGGAUCUGUUAGUAGGGAGAACAGUUUAGUACUGAUAGAGCAUCCUAUAAAUGAUCCUUACUGGACCUCCAAGAAGAACAGUUUAGAACUGAUAGAGCUAUCCAGUAUAAAUAAAGUUAGACUAAGUUUAGUUUAGUUGUCCUCCUGUAGUAACACUGGUUCAAUAAGAUAAGAGAUGAUCCUUACUGGACCUCUAGAGAACAAUAUUUACAACUGAUAGACCCAUCCAGUAUAAAUAAAGAUGGUCAACUCAUGACACUGACAUGUUUUUAUUGCCAGGAAUUUUGGAAAAAGCUUGGAGAUUUAGGUCUUCUGGGUGUAACAGCACCAGGUAAAUAAAAACUUGCAGAAAACCUCCACUGAAUAUCACAGUUAUGAACUUGUAUCUUCAUCAAUAAUUCUCCACAUGUAGGGGAGUAUGGUGGCUCAGGAAUGGGCUAUCUGGAUCAUUGCCUGGUCAUGGAAGAAAUGUCACGUGUCUCAGCUUCAAUAGCUCUGAGUUACGGCGCUCAUUCAAACCUAUGUAUUAAUCAAAUAUGCCGGAAUGGCGACGAACGACAAAAACAACAAUAUCUUCCUAAGGUCGGUCAACUAUUCUCAACCUGGGAUUCAGCCUGACUUGUAAACUACAGGAAUUAUCGUUUCUUUGCCCAAAUUCCUCCACACAGUCUCUGGUAGUGCAUGCGAAGUACUAGACUGAUGGUUGCCAUUCUUCUUGUAGCUUUGUUCUGGGGAACAUAUCGGAGCUCUCGCCAUGAGCGAGGCAAAUUCUGGAUCUGAUGUUGUAUCUAUGAAGUUACGAGCUGUAAAGAAAGGUUUUGUAGCGCGUUUCGAAAAGAAUAUAAUAUAAUAGCAUGAGCAGCCAUACAUGAGAUUUGGUGAGAAAAAUGGACUUAAACUUUACGUAAGGCAGUAGGAUUUUGUAUCAGGUAUACAAACUGCUUGACGGUCUUUGUUUCCAUAAAUUUUUAGAUAUAUCUGUCGUUGCAGCCAGGAAAGCUUUACUUAUAAACUCAUUGAUGUUAUAAAACAUUUAUUAUUAUUAUCAGCUUUCUACACCAUAUACACAAUUAAAAUAAGACUAAAAAGGCGAUUUCAAACAAGUUUCGUCCUUCGGAACUUUUCAACAAAUCGCCAUAUUGUAAAUAGAUAAUAUGGCGAUUUGUUGAAAACGUCCGAAGGACGAAACUUGUUUGACAUCGCCUUUUAGUCUUAUUUUAAUUGUAUAUAUGGUGUAGAAAGCUGAUAAUAAUGUUUUAUAACAUCAAUGAGUUUCCAUAAAUUAUCACUGAGAAUUACAGCCAGCCUUAUCAAAAGAAAUAACGUAUUUUCAGAUGAUCAUUAUGUCUUAAAUGGUACGAAGAUGUGGAUCACAAAUGGUCCAGAAGCUGAUGUUUUAUUGGUCUACGCGAAGACUGAAAACACGGGCAAACCUCAACAUGGCAUCAGCUGUUUCAUUGUGGAAAAGAAUUUCCCUGGGUUUUCAACCGGACUCAAACUAGACAAGUUGGGCAUGCGUGGUUCAAGCACAGCGGAACUCAUAUUUGAAGAUUGCAUUGUACCAGGUGUGUAGGUUUGUCACAGGGCGCUAGGUGCUGAUCAAAUGCUUCAAUCAUGUAUUUUAUUUGCAGCUGAAAAUCUUCUGGGAGGCUAUAACAAGGGUGUCUAUGUUUUAAUGAGUGGAUUGGAUCUUGAACGAAUGCUCUUGGCUGCGGGGCCAGUAGGGUAAGUGCCUUUGGAACAACUAAUUGCUUUUGGAACUUACUUUUGGAACAACUAAUUGCUUUUGGAACUUACUUUUGGAACAACUAAUUGCUUUUGGAACUUACUUUUGGAACAACUAAUUGCUUUUGGAACUUACUUUUGGAACAACUAAUUGCCUUUGGAACUUACUUUUGGAACAACUAAUUGCUUUUGGAACUUACUUUUGGAACAACUAAUUGCUUUUGGAACAACUAAUUACACUAUACUACCUUCCAUGGUAAUUGUUUCCAUCAAAGAUUAUUUUUAUUUCUCAGAUUAAUGCAAGCAGCUAUUGAUAUAACGUUCCCGUAUCUUCACGCCAGAGAAGCAUUUGACGAAAAAAUUGGAAAAUUUCAAGUACAUUUCUUUAAUAUUUUUCGCAUACGAUUACGGAGUUAGCUAGGGUUGACGUUCAGGUUAGAAUUACAGUGAAGCAUUAAGUUAGGAUGAGGUUUGGCCUUGGUUUAAUGACGGGGUUAGCGUUAGAUUGAGGGAUUCCAUUUCAUUUAUAUUUCCCUUAUCCAUGUUUCUCUAUUCAUUUAGUUAAUGCAAGCUAAAAUGGCUGAUAUGUACACGAGAUUAAUGGCCUGUAGGUCAUACCUAUACACAGUGGCAAGAGCUUGUGACAAGGGACACUUUAAUAACAAGGUACGUUUAACACAGAGGCAGGAAAAGUUUCUUCCUGGGAGCACAACGGAGUAUUUUUGUGCUAAAUCUGCAUGCAUGUGGAUAAACAUAUAGCUAGUGCUCUAGCUGACUACGGUUUUAGAUUCAAGGAAUAAUGUCUGUCAACCAUAUGUUGUUGCACCCAUUGUGGGACACGGGUGUUAAGAUUUCCUUCAAAUUUUCAAUAGCAAAAAUCUUCAUUCAAAUGAAUUUCCUGCAGCUGUUAACUCCUGUGAGCAGUGCUCGCCCAUAUUUUCCACCCCUGCCUUUCUAAUAAACCCAAUCAAUGUCCGUUGCCGCUCAUGUCAAUUUAAUGUUUCCUCACUAGGAUUGUGCGGCAGUUAUCCUGUAUGCUGCAGAAAAUGCAACUCAAGUUGCCUUGGACGCCAUUCAGUGUUUAGGUACUGUAUUUUGCAGUGGAUAUUAUUUUGGAUAUAGUUUCUCAGACUAAUAAUUACUCUAAUAUAAAGUGGAAAAGAUGAAAGUGAAAAAUAAGAUGUUUCAGUCAACACAGUACACUUUUGUUUUCAAACCUUAUUGACAUUUAGUUUGCUCAGGACAUAAUGUUGGAAAUUUCUUUCGCAGGAGGAAAUGGCUAUAUCUCAGACUACCCCACGGGACGAUUGUUAAGAGACGCGAAGCUGUACGAGAUUGGGGCUGGGACGAGUGAAGUACGACGCCUUGUGAUUGGACGAAGCAUUAAUGACGAAUAUCAGGAUGCAUCACGUGACAAGUCACGUGCUGCGCAAUGAAAAUCAUGUGCUAAGCAAUGUUUGGUCACAUGAUAAGUAUGUAUAUACAUGAUAUAAUAUGAACACUUUUCAACACUCUGUAACGAGAAUUUUUCUCCAAUAAAUAUAUACAGCUAAGAAAAAUGUGCGUGGAUUACAUUGUGUAUACAUCGUAGCAGGCUUGCUCUGCCGAGAAACAUUUUACUUCGCUAGUUUCUUCGUAAUAGAGUAAAAUUACUACAGUUACAAACCAGUUUGAUUACAUAUUUAGCGAAAUAAGAUACAGGAUAAUUAUUCAGGUAUGAACCAGCUUUACACAGCAAAACGAACAGCAGGUAUAAUGAUGAUCCGGUUUGCAACACACAAGCAACAAGUCUGUAAUAGGUAAUAUCCAGGAAUGAACCAGUUUGACGAGCUGUAAAUCCAGCUUUAAACAAGCUCGACUGGUCAUUCGAAAAACCAGCAACAGAUAUAAACCAGCUUGACAGGUCAUUUAGUAAAACGAACAACAGGUAUAAACCAGUUUGACCGACGUUGUGUCUUUGUAUAUCUUCAUGCCUUGAAGAAAUUGCAGUGGGUCGCAAUGAGCAUGGAUGAGAUCUUCAAGAUUGUCUGCGAUCUGUUCUUUGGCCACCAUCAGUUUAUUAUGCCGAGUGUGACAGCGGAUGUCUA
Paramuricea clavata is the source of this 4914-nucleotide messenger RNA. The record is from the annotation of a GenBank genome assembly. NCBI's taxonomy places the organism in Eukaryota, Metazoa, Cnidaria, Anthozoa, Malacalcyonacea, Plexauridae.